ACCAAUUAGCAUAACGAUCAUUUCAAACAUUUAAUGAAUAUGAAAAAUUUUAAGAAUAACGUUAGAUAUAGCCUCUAUAGCACUCAUAAACAUAUCGCAGUCGUGCGUGAUACCCGUACCGGCAUACGUCGGACGUUUCUUAGCUACACAUAUUAGUUACGGGUUUUCUUGAACCUUGUUCGGUUAUCAAUUUAUUGUUCAUAAUUAAUUUCGUGAUGUACCUUUCGCACAAUUAUUUACGUAUUUUUCAUGAUUUAAUAAUCGAAACGUACUUUUUUUGGAACUUCUUACCUUUAUUACUCUUCAUCUAUCAACUAGUUUGUCACGAUCAAAUAAUUUAUAGCUCUUCUAUUUCAACAUAACGAUAAAUUAAACUGACUUAUUUAUUUAUUUAUUUAAUACAUUCGAGUAUUGCUGUAAAUAUUUAUAUAUAUAUAUAAUAAAAACAUAUUAUAUAUAUAUACGUAAAAGAAGAAAAUAAAUUGUAUAUAAGAAAUUUUAAAUCUAAUUCUCUCAAAACUCAAAAUUCAACUUUGCAAUUAAUGCAUUCUGUAAAGAGCAACAUGUUUUUUGUAUGUGUAACUGUUGGCCUUGUACUCUUAGCUUCUAAGUACCGCAAAAAUGUGUUUCAAAGUGUUAAACACCUUUGUCAAAGUAUAAAAAACAAGAGUUAUGGAAAAAGUGAUAAGAAACAAGAACUUAAGAUUACAUUAGACAAAAUUAUUUUGGCAGAUACUCCAGAAAAAUGUGAUUACGCCAUUCAACGUAUUCGCUGCAACUUAUCUAAUGGUGUAUUGGGUUUUGAUUGUGAAUGGGCCAACGAAGGACCUGUUUCUCUCCUCCAACUUGCUACCUUUAAUGGAGUAUGCGGUCUUUUCCGCAUUGGUAAAAUUGGAUAUAUUCCAUAUAAAUUAAAGGAAUUACUAGCUAGUAAACAUAUCCUCAAAGUUGGAGUUGCUUCAUAUGAAGAUGGACAAAAAAUAAUAACAGAUUAUGGGUGUAAAGUUUGCGGUACACUUGAUUUGAGGACAUUGGCAGACCGUGUAAAUUUACCAUGUCCAAAGAGUUUAGCUGCAAUGAGUUUAGAAUACUUGGGUUUGGAAAUGGAUAAAUUGAUAGAAGUAAGGUGUGGCAAUUGGAAUGCUGGCACCCUCACUGACGAACAAGUAGCAUAUGCUGCUUGCGAUGCAAUUGCGUCUGUUCUUAUUUAUGACCAGAUCGUGCAAAGGAUAAAGAAAAAGUAUUCUUUAUGGCAAAACUUUGUGAAUUAUAUAAAACAUGUAUGUAACAAAAAUGUAAAUAUGCAAUUUCACUGUUUACCUAGUGGUGUAAUUGAUACAAGGUUCAAGGCUCAACACACGCACACAAACAGUAAUUACAAAAGUACGAAAUGUAGCAAUGUUCACAAAGAUAGCAAUUAUUUAAAAACAAACAAUGCUACACAUACAAGUAAUAUACCUAUUAGAAAUAAACCAUUAUAUCACAACUGCUAUUUGCAAGCACCAGAUGGAGACAUAUUGUGUACCUGCGAUCGUAAAAAGGCAGAAUGGUAUGUUACUAAAGGAUUAGGGAAUGUAAUUGAAACAGUACCCUUUACCGUGAGGUUAAACUUUGAACCCUCUGGACGUGCUUUGGGUGAGGUUGGACAAUAUUAUACGCAAGUUAAGCUUAAUCAAUGUGUAGUGUGCGGUACUUCAGAGAAAUUCAUUAGAAAAAAUGUUGUUCCACGAGAAUACCGUAAAUACUUCCCUGUGGUGAUGAAAGCUCAUCAAUCGCACGAUAUAUUAUUAUUGUGUCCAUCGUGUCAUGAAACAAGUAAUUGUAAUGAUCUGCAAUUGAGAAAAAAACUGGCUGAUAUGUGUGAUGCUCCUUUAGCUGGCCCAUUAACACAUACACGUAAUAAGAAUGUAAAUAAUUGGAGAAAAUUGCAUUCAGCUGUUAAGGCUUUAAAAGAAAGCACGACUUUACCGGAUGUAAGGCGUCAAGAACUAGAACAUUAUAUUUUGAAAUGUACAAGUCAACAACAAAUAACACCUGCUCUUCUCGAUGCUUUGAGUAGAGAGUUGAAAAAUGCUAUGGUGUCAGUGGCUAGUCAUGAUCAGUUUAAAUGUCAACCUCAUGGUUUAAAGGUGGUUCAGUAUUUUCAAAGAAAGGAAGGGGGAUUAGUAGAAUUGGAACGCAUGUGGAGAGAACAUUUUCUUUUGACUAUGAAACCAAAACAUUUGCCAAACUUGUGGUCUGUACGUCACAAUCACGAGAGAUUGACUAUUCGUCAGUCACAAAAUAGAAUUGAACCGGAAGAUGUAAAAGUAGCUGGUUUGGCAUACUGAAUUUUAAGAAUUAUGUACCUAAAAGGACUCGUAUAAGAGCGAGUACUUGUAUUGAAAGACUGUUAUAUCCCUUAAUGCAUAUAUUGAUAUUCAUACAAUACACAUGUAUAUAUAUAUAUAUUUCUAUACAUAUAUACAUAUAUAAACACAAUGUAAACACAUGCAUAAGACCUCUGUUUUCAUUUGUGAAAUUGUUUGGAAAUACUGUAAUUUGUAAAAAGGCAAAGACUGGUAAACUGUGUAUCUCAAAUAAAAUGUUUUCUUUUA
Messenger RNA from Osmia bicornis bicornis, 2597 nucleotides. RefSeq names its product exonuclease 3'-5' domain-containing protein 2 (gene Exd2). NCBI's taxonomy places the organism in Eukaryota, Metazoa, Arthropoda, Insecta, Hymenoptera, Megachilidae. Gene Ontology annotation, molecular function: 3'-5' exonuclease activity; nucleic acid binding. The record is from RefSeq and is a predicted model, not a curated record. Gene Ontology annotation, cellular component: nucleus; cytoplasm. Gene Ontology annotation, biological process: nucleobase-containing compound metabolic process. Bases 543 to 2330 code for a protein of 595 amino acids. The transcript is spliced from 7 exons.